UGAUGGAUUAAUCUGACGGAGGAGAGAGUCGUAUAUGUGAUUCCCACUCCUGCCGAGGGCACCCGAAUGGAGUAACAGGCUGCAAUGUCAUCUCCACCUGGCCGCCUGGAGAGAUGUGUCACGGGAAUGGGGUGAGCUUAAUUGAUCAAGUUUGAACACUUUUCCUCUGGUUUCACUGACGCUGUGAGAAGGAACCAAAAUGCCAGUCGACGGACGGGUCACGGUGGCUGCCCGCACGGGGCCUCACACCACGGCGCCAGAACUCAGCAUUCAUCGCACGGACUCCGACGAAGAAGGCGCAAAAGCUCCGCGACCGCAAACCCGCAGCAGCCACGCUUUGUGACACCGAAGGGUAUGAUGGGUGUAGUGGGCUGGAUGUUGCUCCUACUCUCUCAGAUGAUGUUGCCGGUGGCGUCCCAGAAGCCCCCGGGGCUCAGUGUGGGCGUGGUCAUGGGCCAGACUCGCACCAUCUCGGACCAGGAGGUGCGGCCGCCUCGGCGCCCGGACGACCCCCUCGAUAUCUCCGUGGUCACGCUGAGGAUCAACCAGACGGACCCGAAGUCUGUGAUCACACAGGUGUGUGAGCUCGUGUCUCGCGCUCGUCUCCACGGCAUCGUGUUCGCUGACGGCACCGACCAGGAGGCCAUCGCCCAGAUCCUCGACUUCCUCUCCGUUCAGACGCAGCUUCCAGUCCUGGGAGUCCACGGAGGCUCCUCUAUGAUUAUGGCUGACAAGGAUGAGAAGUCCACGUUCUUCCAGUUCGGUGCGGCCCUGCAGCAGGAGGCUCUGCUGAUGCUCGCCAUCAUGGAGGAGUACGACUGGCACGUUUUUUCCAUCGUCACUUCCAAGUUCCCCGGGUACCAGAGUUUUAUCAGCACGCUGAGGAUAACGGUGGAUCACAGCUUCGUGCGCUGGGACCUGCAGAGUGUGGUGACUCUAGACGCCGUAGAUGGCGACCCCAACUCCAAAUCGCACAUCGCCCUCAAGAGGAUCCAGAGUCCUGUCAUACUGCUGUACUGCUCCAAGGAUGAGGCCGUGUACAUACUGGAGGAAGCUCGGUCCUUGGGUCUGAUAGGAGCUGGUUACAUCUGGAUCGUGUCCAGCCUCACCACUGGCAACCCAGACCAUACCCCUGAGAUGUUUCCCCUGGGCAUGAUCUCCGUGUCCUACGACGACUGGGAGUACCCGCUGGAGACGAGGGUGCGGGACGGGGUGGGCAUCAUCUCCACCGCAGCCACCUCCAUGCUGCGGGAGAAGGGGGAGCUGCCGGAGGCCCAGAGCAGCUGCUACAGCACCGCGUCAGACAGGAGCCCUGGGAAGCUCCCACCUAGUGCCCUGCGCAGGCACAUGAUGCAUGUGUGGAAUGAAGGGCGAGAUUUAUCCUUUACUCCAGAUGGUUACCAGGCCAACCCCAAACUGGUCGUCAUCGUCCUGAACAGCGAAAGGAAGUGGGAGAAGAUGGGCCGCUGGGAGAACGGGACCCUGUCGCUGAUGUUCCCCGUGUGGCCGAGGUACAACUCCUACGGGGACGAGGACGCCGACGAAAACCACCUCUCCAUCGUCACCCUGGAGGAGAAGCCCUUCGUCAUCGUGGACAACGUGGACAUCCUCACCGGCACCUGCAUGAGAAACUCCGUGCCGUGCCGCAAACACGUCAAAAACAACAGCACAUCAGGAGGCGCCUACAUCAAGCAGUGCUGCAAAGGUUUCUGCAUUGACAUUCUGAAGAAGAUCGCCAGGAACGUCAAGUUCACCUACGACCUCUACCUGGUCACCAAUGGAAAACACGGGAAGAAGAUCAACAACGUCUGGAACGGCAUGGUUGGAGAGGUGGUGUAUAAGAAGGCAGUGAUGGCGGUCGGCUCGCUGACCAUCAACGAGGAGAGGUCGGAGGUCAUCGACUUCUCCGUCCCCUUCGUGGAGACGGGCAUCAGCGUCAUGGUGUCCCGGAGCAACGGCACCGUCUCUCCGUCCGCUUUCCUCGAGCCCUUCAGUGCGUCGGUUUGGGUGAUGAUGUUUGUGAUGCUGCUCAUCGUCACAGCCAUCGCCGUCUUCCUCUUUGAGUUUGUCAGUCCGCUGGGCUUCAACCGCAACUUGGCCCAAGGCAAAGACCCACAUGGCCCAUCAUUCACCAUCGGUAAGGCCAUUUGGCUGCUGUGGGGUCUUGUGUUCAAUAACUCCGUGCCGGUGCAGAACCCCAAGGGCACCACCAGUAAGUUCAUCGUGUCGGUGUGGGCCUUCUUCGCCGUCAUCUUCCUCGCCUCCUACACUGCCAACCUGGCCGCCUUCAUGAUCCAGGAAGAGUUUGUGGACCAAGUCACCGGACUGUCUGACAAGAAGUUCCAGAGCCCGUACUCCUAUUCCCCUCCGUUUCGCUUUGGGACGGUUCCCAACGGCAGCACUGAGCGCAACAUCAGGAAGAACUACCCCGACAUGCAUCAGUACAUGACCAAAUACCACCAGUCCGGCGUCCAGGAUGCGCUGAUCAGCCUCAAGACUGGAAAGCUGGAUGCUUUCAUCUACGACGCCGCGGUGCUGAACUACAUGGCGGGCAGGGACGACGGCUGCAAGCUGGUCACCAUCGGCAGCGGUUACAUCUUUGCCACGACAGGUUACGGCAUCGCCCUGCAGAAAGGAUCCUACUGGAAACGCCUUGUCGAUUUGGCCAUACUGGGCAUCAUAGGCGACGGUGAGAUGGAGGAGCUGGAGGCCCAGUGGCUCACUGGGAUCUGCCACAACGAGAAAAACGAGGUGAUGUCCAGCCAGCUGGACGUGGACAACAUGGCGGGAGUCUUCUACAUGCUGGCCACAGCGAUGGGCCUCUCCAUCCUCACCUUCAUCUCCGAGCAUCUCUUCUACUGGAGGCUGAGAUACUGCUUCACUGGCGUCUGCUCGGGAAGGCCGGGUCUGCUCUUCACUAUCAGCAGGGGUAUAUGGAGCUGCAUCCACGGCGUCCACAUAGAUAUGAAGAAGAAGUCCCCAGAGCUGGACUUCAGUCCUCAGGCCAACAUGCUGCACCUGCUGAAGUCCGCCAAGUCCAUCGCCUUGUCUUCUCCCAAACGCAACACUGUCCUCCUGCAGCCCAGCAUCAUGGACGUGAUGACAGGGAAAGGUAACUCACUCCAUAGUCUGCCUCAGAAGGGUCCUGGUCUCUAUAGCAACGCCGCCGGUCCACAGGGUUUCCUGUCAUUGUCCGGGCGACACAAAAACCUCCUUAACAAUGCUGCACCAUUUCCCACGCAACAAAAAGCUCCCGCUCUCCAGACCAGCCCCAGCAAGCCCCAGCUGUCCGUCACCAACGACAACGGCAAGCCCCGGCUCGCCGGGCCGGCCUGCGCCGCAUCCAAGCCUCGGGCCCUGUGGAAGAAAAGCGUCGAGACGCUGAAAACCCAGCCGACCGUCGCGUCCCCGGGCCCGAGCCCCGCCCCGUCGUCGGGGCCCGGGCCCCCGACGAUGAAGAGCCAGCGCUACCUGCCCGAAGAGCCGCCCCACUCCGACAUCUCGGAGUGUUCCAGUCGGCCGCCGUCCCACAAGGACUCCGACUCCAUGGCGGCCAGGGGUGGAUUUAAGCCAAUCAAUCAGCUGAGGAAGAGGGGCGGGGGUGGAGGAGGAGGAGGAGGAGGCAGCGGAGGAUCGAAGAUCUACUCCAUUGACUCAGACCAGGCCAGUCUUCAGUCUGCGCCCCCCUACCAACGAGACAGCCAGGGGGGAGGUGACGACCACAGUUACCCCCCUGACUUGUUUCCACCCGACAACACAUACUCACACCAGGCGGACGCGCCCAUUUUGCAGCUGAGCGCCACUCUGCUCCACCACAGCCACAGCGCCGAGGCCGACCUGCACUCCCUGAAGGAUAAGAAAUACAGCACGUACACUCACAGCAGUGUGAAGGAGAAGGCGGGCGGCUCGUUCGACGGCCCCGGCACGGGCGCGGGCACGGGCGCGGGGACGCAGAGCGUCAGGCCCGGCCACUGCCGCUCCUGCCUGACCAAGCUCAGCGGCUACUCCGGCCUCUACACCGUCCGCUCGCCGCAGGCCCGCUGCGACGCCUGCGCCCACCUGGGGAACCUGUACGACAUCAGCGAAGACCACCUGCACUCGCACUACUCCCAAACGCACCCCCACCCUCACAGCGGGGACAUGUUUACGCACUACCUUCCCCAGAACGAGCUGGGCCUGGUGGGCGAGGGGGACGGGCUCGUCAGCCACUUCGAGCCGGCCCCUUCCUCCCCGUCGCCGCUCCCCGCCUCCUCGCCGGCCCAGCACCUCCAGCUGAGCCGCCAGCACUCCUACGAGAACAUGCUUCCGGACGGCGUCCCCGAGCGGCAGCCGCAGCCGCACUCCCACCUGCGGGGGCUGAGCCUGCCCGACAGGGACAGGGACAGGGAGAUGACCCUGGACGAGGGCGCCUACGCCAACGUCCUCACGAUGCGCUCCGACCGCCCGUUCAGCAGCCGCAGCCCCCCCUCCCCGUCCCCUUCCCACCACCACAGCCUGGACGCCCCGAUGCCUCUGCCCCGGCGCUCGAAGAGCCUCUUCCCCGACCGGCCCUCCCACAACCCCUUCCUCCAGUCGGCCCCCGGCACGACGCAGCGAGAGCCCGCCACCCAGGCCGCCGCGCGCCUGCCCCAGAGGAGCUCGGCCCACGAGCUCUACAAGCAGCGGAUGCCGCUGUCGCUCACCCUCGGCAACCACCAUCACAUCAACCAGCACGGCGGCCACGUUGACCAACAGGUGUUCUACCCUCAGCAGGAGCCCCCCGUGGUGGCCUACAUGGUCCCGCCCGCCGCCUCCCAACCGAUGAGCUAUGUGACAGCGCCGCGGGCAUCGAGCGCGGGCGGCAACCGGCCGCGGCUCUACCGCCGCAUGCCCAGCAUCGAGUCUGACGUCUGAGAGUCACACACACACACGACACACGACACGCUUACUCUCGUGGAAACGCGCUAACACACACACACGCAUGCUAGAAAGAGGUGUGUGCGUGUGUGUGUGCACGCGUGCGUGCGUGUGUGUGACCGGACCAGGCAGCUCUGACUCUAAGCACAUUUACAGUAACACACAGACACACACACACACACACACACACACACACAGGUCUGCGCCGGACUGAAAGGUUUAACCGUGAUGCUGAGUAAAUAAAUUGUCGUGUUCUUUGUGACACCCUCUAGUCGGGAGGGACGGGGCCACGGGGGACACCUGGAGGCACAACACGGGAUCAAGAGAAGUGUGUGAGUGUCGGUGUGUGUGCACUAGCCUAAAGCGGCGGGCGACGAGGAGGAAACUGACUUACACGUCUGACAGGAUAGACGGAAAUCCCGGUGGAGCGCGAGGGACACUGUGCGUGGAGUCUUGACCCCAACAGUGGGACCGGAGGGAAGCGACGAACGGGGCGUUUGGAAGACGAGCCGACCUGUCCCGCACUCACGGGCCUCGGAGACAAAGGGGACACACGGAAGAGCCCCUUUAUCUCUGAGGCCGCACAAACAAACACACACACGUUUCACACUGAGAACCCCCCCGCCCCUCUCCAGGACUCUGUUGCACUAUGAUUUCCACAGUCAAACCCGUACGUUGUCUGAGCCUCCAAACUGCACUGCCAGCAUGGCUUAAAGAGUAGUAAAACGACACUAGAGUAAUCCUCGACUUGAAUGGAAAUUACUAUCUAUGUAAUACUAGACUGGGAGACGGGCAGUUCGUCAGGGGGGGAAAACAGGCCCGAGAAGUGUAUCGACUCCUGCCCGCAGAUGUACAAACACUCGAACACACACACACGCGUGCGCGCCGUGUCUGCUUUUAAGGGGAAGUAAAAAAAAAAAACAAACAAAAAAACAACUUCAGACUGUUUAUUAUUGUUGAUGUCAGUUAAUUGAACAUUCCAAAAAGUGGACCGACCACGGCCACCAGUAAAAAGCCUCUCAGGAUGAGAGUGUGUGUUCUAGUGUUUAUAGAUCUAGAGACAUACAGUAUAGCAUCCUUGCUUCCUCUCUUAGCUAGCCUUCAGGUCAUACUGCAUGCUUCCUACUGCCCUGUGUUACAGUUAAACUCCUAUACAGGGUCAUAUAUGCACACACACACACACACACACGCGCGCACACACACACACCCGUAUACACAUACGCAGUAGUCUAGGAUAGUAGUUUUAGGGUGGGUGUGUGUGUGUGUGUGUCGAGGCUGCGAGUUGGCCUCUCUCUGUGCACUUUGUAGAUUUUAUACCCUGCCACCUACACAAGACGUUUGACCAAAAAACACUUUUAUACUGAAAAAUAUGAAUAUUCUCGAUCAUUCGCUGGAUAGAUGUUUUUCUUUUCUCUUAUUUCUCUUUGACGUCGGGGUCGUAGGGCACCGCUAAGGGCACGGCUCUGCCAGUUUUACAGUGUUAGAUGAUGAGUUCGGCAUCUCACGAGCGGUAACACACACGCCACACUAAGUCUCAAUCUCUCAUUUUUUUUAAACUUAUACUGUGCUCCUUCCUCCUUCUUGCCUUUUCUCCUUCCUUCAUCAGGUACUUUCAUUUUUUCCUCCCCCUUUAUUCUCUCGAUGUGUCUUUUUGCUCUCUCUCUCUCUCUCUCUCUCUCCCCGCUUCCUUCCGUGGAGUAGAUUAAGUAUCAGACGAACGAAGUUCAGUUGUGGUGUUUGAAAACUCCAACAUAUUGCUGGGAAUCACUUGAUAUCAGCAUUCGUCGAGAACUCAACCGAUUUCAGCGGCGGCUCUCUUAGGAUGCAGUGCUUUUUUUUGUUUUUUUUCCUAACAACUUUUCCGUGCUGAACAGAAGAAGAAGUCGAGGCCCGUUUUAACGUCUCCGCAGCGAGCUUAGAGGCUGAGCGCGGCCCCCGUUUCUGUUUUCACCCGUCGAGUGGAUGCUCCUGGACGAGCGUCGGAGUGGCCGGUGCUCGCGCGGCCCUCUCCCUCUCUCUCUCUCUCUCUGUGUGUGUGUGUCAGCCCGGGGAGUCACGUGGCAACGCGCACAGUUUGCUAAGUGAUUCGCCACAGAGGCAGCACUCACUCGCAUUCACACACACACACACACACACACAAACGCUGACACACUCAACAGGCUGGCAACGUGUGUAUGAGUGUUCUAGAAAUCUAUAAUCUACUGAGUAAGGGCAUUGAUUUUUGAGCACAAGCAUUUUGAUGGUGAAAGGACUUGAUAUCCCAUUAGCUGAGUGUCUGUCUCUAUUCUUUCUAUAUUCUCUCUUCCCUCGCGCGCACUCGCAAACGCGCCAUCCGCGCGCGACGUUUUUCCGGCUGCGAACAGUUCAAGACGAGACGAGCCCGAAGCGGAACCCCGCGGAUGGCGAACGCUGCCCCCUAUUUUUUUUUUUUAUUUUAUUUAUUUAUUUUUUUUGGGUAAUCUCAACAGGUUUGGUGUGUGAGUUAUAUGCACAAUAUCAGGUUGCAAUAUUAUACUUCUGUACAGAGAAAUCUUUGUUUUAAAUGUUAGAAACUGAUUUCAUUUGUUUGAUUUUGGAUGGUAUUUAAGUGUUAAAUUCAUUUCGAUAGCGACGUGGCUUUUUUAUUCAGCUUUUAGGAGAAAAAAAAAAGAAAUGGCAUGUUUUAGAUUCUUGUGUGAUUUUUUUUUCUUUUUUUUUCCAUUUUAAUUUAUUUCCGAUUUUGAUUUUCCUCUGGUUGUUGUUGGUUGGCACCUCACUGUACAGUCGUCACUGCUGGGUGAACAGACUACACAACUCUCUCGAUCGGCUAAUGUGAAGCUGGGUCUCUCAUCUGAGUCACACUCACUGAAUAAUAAUGGUCCAGCCCCCCCCCCCCCCCUCCUCC
Mugil cephalus (flathead mullet) is the source of this 7780-nucleotide messenger RNA. Its product is annotated as glutamate receptor ionotropic, NMDA 2A-like. Bases 355 to 4893 code for a protein of 1512 amino acids. Gene Ontology annotation, biological process: synaptic transmission, glutamatergic; monoatomic ion transport; long-term synaptic potentiation. The transcript is spliced from 20 exons. The record is from RefSeq and is a predicted model, not a curated record. Gene Ontology annotation, molecular function: NMDA glutamate receptor activity; transmitter-gated monoatomic ion channel activity involved in regulation of postsynaptic membrane potential. Gene Ontology annotation, cellular component: postsynaptic density membrane; plasma membrane; NMDA selective glutamate receptor complex. NCBI's taxonomy places the organism in Eukaryota, Metazoa, Chordata, Actinopteri, Mugiliformes, Mugilidae.